Molecule: messenger RNA, 1737 nt
Organism: Nerophis lumbriciformis (worm pipefish)
Lineage: Eukaryota; Metazoa; Chordata; Actinopteri; Syngnathiformes; Syngnathidae
Source: RefSeq, a predicted model, not a curated record
AUGCCUCCCACGCUGGCCACAGCGUUUGCCCGCCGCUGGUGGAUGGCGGUGACCGCUAUCGUUGAGAAUCUCCUCUUUUCUGCUGUACUUUUGGGAUGGGGAUCGCUCCUCAUCAUGCUCAAGUCAGAGGGCUUCUACUCAUACCUUUGCAGCUAUGAAGGUAACGUCGUGAAUGGCUCACCUAUGCCCAGGGCUGACCCUGGGCACAAGAAUGGAAAUUGGAUGAACGGCUGGCUGAUCUGUAAAGAGCAGGAUGAGAUGUUGAACCUGGCUUUUACCGUUGGCUCCUUCCUUCUCUCUGCCAUCACGCUACCUCUAGGAAUUGUCAUGGACAAAUACGGCCCUCGCAAACUCCGACUGCUGGGAAGCACAUGCUUUGGCUUGUCUUGUUUGCUCAUUGCAUAUGGAGCCUACCAACCAAAUGAACUCUCAGUCCUUAUCUUUAUCGCCCUGACUUUUAAUGGCUUCGGUGGCAUGUGCAUGACCUUUACCUCCCUUACGUUACCUAACAUGUUUGGGGACUUGCGUUCCACUUUUAUCGCCCUGAUGAUUGGAUCCUAUGCAUCCUCUGCAGUGACCUUCCCUGGUGUCAAGGUAAUCUAUGACUUUGGUGUACCAUUCAUCACCAUUCUGGUGGUGUGGGCAGCAUGUGCUGGAUUGGUCUUCUUGAACUGCUUCUUCAACUGGCCCCUGGAACCCUUCCCAGGACCAGAGGACAUGGACUACACUGUCAAGAUCAAGUUCAGCUGGCUCGGCUUCGACCACAAAAUCACAGGCAAACAGUUCUACCGCCAAGUGACCACAGUGGGUCGUCGACUCAGUGUGGGCAACAGCCUGGUGCAGAAAGAUUUGCCCACCAAGGAGGGCAAGCUCUGCCUCUCUACGAUGGACCUGGAAUUAGACGGAAAGCCCAAAGAGGACUAUGUCUUCUUUUCUGCAGCCCCUUCAUUCCUGAAAACUAUCACCACCCCGAUUUUCCUGCUGAGCCUGGUGACCAUGUCUGUGACUCAGCUGCGUCUAUUGUUCUACAUGGGAGCCAUGAACAGCGUUCUUGAGGUGCUCAGUGAUGGUGAUCUCAACACAGUAUUUUUUAUGACCUUGAUCCUCACAGUGAGUUUGUACUCAUCCAUCUUCGGCGUGCUUCAGCUGCUUUGCCUCAUGACCACACCUGUGAUUGGUCAGAUUAUGGACUGGAAGUUAAAGGACUGUGAUGAUGGCGAGGAAUCAAAGGACACCGGCAGCAAGAAUGAACCAAAGACAAAACGAAGAGACAGAAAGACCCAAAAGGUGACCAAUGCCCUGCGAGCGUUUGUCCUUACGAAUGUCCUUUUAGUGGGCUUCGGGGUCACUUGCCUGAUACCAAACCUUCCCCUCCAGAUUGUGUCAUUUAUCUUACACACUGUGGUGAGAGGAUUCAUUCACUCGGCCGUCGGUGGCCUUUAUGCUGCUGUGUAUCCAUCUUCACAGUUUGGCAGCCUAACAGGUAUGCAGUCACUAGUCAGUGCUGUAUUUGCUCUGCUGCAGCAACCUCUCUUCUUGGCUAUGAUGGGACCCCUAGAGGGAGAUCCAUUCUGGGUUAACAUUGGCCUGCUGGCUCUUAGCAUGUUGGGAUUCCUACUGCCCCUCUACCUGGUUUGCUACAGACAGAGUCUCCACAAAGAGCGGCAUGAAAAGGAGAAUAACGCCAAAAUAUACAUCAAAAUAAAUGGCUCCGACGUCCCAGAGGCUUUUGUCUAA